This is a messenger RNA of Adelges cooleyi (spruce gall adelgid), 936 nucleotides long. It is a transcript of the gene RpS6, whose product is annotated as 40S ribosomal protein S6. Gene Ontology annotation, molecular function: structural constituent of ribosome. Gene Ontology annotation, cellular component: ribosome. The transcript is spliced from 4 exons. Bases 145 to 900 code for a protein of 251 amino acids. Gene Ontology annotation, biological process: translation. NCBI's taxonomy places the organism in Eukaryota, Metazoa, Arthropoda, Insecta, Hemiptera, Adelgidae. The record is from RefSeq and is a predicted model, not a curated record.
CCCAGCCCCUCUCUUUUGAGCGUUGCCUGUGUUCGGUGCUUGGCUAUACACCAUAAAGUAUAAACUAUUUUUCUAAGUGUUCCGUUACAGAAAAUGUCGUAUGCAAUUUAAGUUCUAGCAUUUGUCUAAUAAGAAAGAUUCAACAUGAAGUUGAACGUGUCUUAUCCAGCAACAGGCAGUCAAAAACUGUUUGAAGUUGUAGAUGAACAUAAACUACGUAUUUUCUAUGAAAAACGUAUUGGUACAGAAGUAGAGGCUGAUCUCCUUGGAGAUGAUUGGAAAGGUUAUGUAUUGAAAAUAUCUGGUGGGAAUGACAAGCAAGGGUUUCCCAUGAAGCAGGGUGUGUUGUCAAAUGUCCGUGUUCGUUUGUUAUUGUCCAAGGGUCAUUCUUGUUAUCGUCCACGAAGAGAUGGUGAACGCAAAAGGAAAUCAGUACGUGGUUGUAUCGUUGAUGCUAAUCUUAGUGUCCUUUCACUUGUUGUCGUCAAAAAAGGGGAAAAGGAUAUUGCUGGUUUAACUGAUACAAAUGUACCCCGUCGUUUGGGGCCGAAACGUGCAAAUAAAAUACGUAAGCUGUUCAAUCUACAAAAAGAAGAUGAUGUGCGCAGAUAUGUAAUAAAGAGGCCUUUACCAAUUAAGGAGGGAAAAACUAAACAAUACUUCAAGGCGCCUAAAAUUCAACGUUUAAUUACUCCUGUUCGUCUUCAGCGCAAACGUCAUAAGCUGGCAUUAAAAAAGAAACGUUGUUUGAAGCGUAAAGGAGAAGCUGCUGAAUACGCUAAGCUUUUAGCACACAGACAAAAGGAAAAGUUAGCUAAAAAACGAGCUGAACAGAGUCGCAAACGUACUAUGUCUCAAUCAUCUGUUUCUAGUUCUGGUACUAAGAGUAGUAAAAAAUAAAUGUGGAUGAAUAAUAAAAAAAAUUGUUUAUUCUAA